AUGGCAGUGUCUCAGACCACUCGGUGGAGGUUGAUUUCUGGGACCUUAGGAGUCAUAUGCCUUUUGUUGACGGUUACUUUGGGAAUUUUGUUGAAACCUUCACAUACUAAAACAGAUACUGAGCCAAUAUCCUCUCCAGGACCCAACAUGGAACUCCAGGAAGGCUCUGACUGCUGUUCUUGCCCAGAGAAGUGGGUUGGGUACCAGUGCAACUGCUACUUCAUUUCUAGCAAAGUGAAAACUUGGAAUGAAAGUAGAAAUUUCUGUGUUUCUCAGAAUUCCAGUUUGCUUCAGCUUCAAAACAGAGAUGAACUGGGUUUUAUGCACUCCAGUCGACACUUUUACUGGAUUGGACUCUCUUACAAUGAAGAACGUGGGGCCUGGCUGUGGGAGGACGGCUCUGCUCCUUCCUGGGAUCUAUUUUUGUCACUUGAAACUCCAUACCCAAUGAAGUGCAUAGCAUAUAAGCCAAUGAAUGGUGUUGUGGAUGAAGCAUGUGAAAAAGAGAAUUAUUACAUCUGUAAAAAAACAGCUUAUUUAAGUGAUUUUUGGGACAGAGAGGUGGGGACUACAGAUCCAGGAUUAUUAUGAAUAAUAUUUUUACCUCAUGUUAUUACUAUUAAUAAUUAUCUAGUUCUUAGUUCUGUAAAAUGUUUCAAACAGUCUUAUACAAUUUUGUAUA
Lemur catta (Ring-tailed lemur) is the source of this 682-nucleotide messenger RNA. RefSeq names its product natural killer cells antigen CD94-like. Gene Ontology annotation, biological process: stimulatory C-type lectin receptor signaling pathway; positive regulation of natural killer cell mediated cytotoxicity. The transcript has 6 exons. The record is from RefSeq and is a predicted model, not a curated record. The coding region runs from base 1 to 591 and encodes 196 amino acids. Lineage: Eukaryota; Metazoa; Chordata; Mammalia; Primates; Lemuridae.